CGGUGAACAUUCAGGCUUCUGUUAUCACACUCGGCUAUUCAUUGAAACAGGUCUUGUGUAAUUGUUGGUAAUUGAACCGUAUCUUCUUCUCCGUACUGAUCAGUUUGUCUGGCGAUUUUCUCCCCCUUCGUCUCUGUGUUUUCAAUCUCGAGGAGAUCGUGAACCGCUGUCAUCAACAGACAACGGCGAGAGUAAACAAACCAAACAGCGCCACGAACAGGGCAACGAACACGGCGCUUCGAUCCAUUUCUGCCGCUACACACACCUUCACACGUUUGCCUUCGACUAUCAGCACAAGGGCUUGAUACAGGAAGACUCAAGAUGGUGAAGUUGAACGAGAUCAACACGACUGCGACCUUUGCCUGGUCCAACGCUGCCAUCCCGGUGUUGGCGACUGGUUCGGCGGCUGGUGUCAUUGACGAUGAUUUUUCGUCCACGUCGUCGUUGCAGUUCUACUCACUGUAUGAUAAGACGCCGAUUUUGUCAGUGGAUGCCGAUGCCAAGUUCUACGACCUGGAUUGGUCAAAGAACAACACGCUGUUGGCGGGUGCGCUUGAGAACGGCACCAUCCAGUUCUGGAACACUGACAAGUUGAAAUCGGGGUCUGCAAAGGCCGUGGGUAAAGGUAUCAAGCACACGGGCUCGGUCAAGACUUUGCAAUUCAACCCGCUCCAGCACAAUGUGCUGGUAUCCGGUGGUUCCAACGGCGAGAUCUUCCUCUGGGAUACAAACAAGUUGGAGCACCUGUCGCCAUUUGGCCCUGGUAACCCGAUGACUCCAAUGGACACCAUCACUUCGGUUGCAUGGAAUCAUGCGGUAAGCCAUAUUUUUGGUGCUGCCGGCAGUGCAGGUUACACUUCCAUUUGGGACUUGAAGUCUAAGAAGGAAGUGUUGCAUUUGACGUAUACUUCCCCAACAGGUACUAGGGCUUCUCUAUCCACUGUUCAAUGGCACCCAUCUCAAAGUACGAAGCUGAUUACUGCUUCAGAAUCAGAUGGAGCACCAGUGAUUUUAACAUGGGACUUGAGAAACUCGAACGCUCCUGAGACCAUUCUUACAGGUCAUUCAAAGGGUGUGCUUUCCUUAGAUUGGAAUGCCCAAGACCCAAGCUUCCUGUUAUCGUGUGGUAAGGAUAACACCACCAUGCUUUGGAAUCCACUGACCGGUGAUAAGUUAGCUGAGUACCCAACAACUGCAAACUGGGCAUUUAAGACAAGAUUUGCACCAGCUGCACCAGAUGUGUUUGCCACAUCUAGUUUCGAUAAGAAGGUUAUUAUCCAGACCCUUCAGGACACUUCACCACCGGUUAGUACAAGAAUCUCCACAGUCAAGGAUAGCGACUUCUGGAAUGAAAUCUCCACGACCGAUACUCAACAGCCAAAGUACUUCGUAAAGCAGGCACCAGGUUGGUAUGGAUGUCACUCAUCUGUUUCCUUUGGAUUCGGUGCAAAGCUCGUUACCGUCUCGAAGACAGGAGAUAAGACAUCUGAAAUUAAGAUCUCUAAAGUUAAAUUACCUGGGUCUACGAAGAACGAGAACCUUGAAAAGGCAUUAGAAACUGGUGACUUCAAGCCAAUCAUUGAGUCUCGUUUAGCAAGCUCUUUUGACGAUAUCAACAAAGCUGACUGGGAGUUGCUUGAGAAAUUAGCAGGAGGCGAUAUCUAUGAGAAGUUCAUCGCAUUGGAGAUUUCUGAUGGAGAUGAAGUCGAGAAGGAUACUGCAUCCUCUGGCGAAGAUUUCUAUGAUAACGUAAAGGCCCCAAAGAAAUUCGCUCCAUCUGGAGAGUUGAAGUUCUCUGGAAUAGACUCAGCCUUGACUAAUGCAUUACUCACCAAGAACUUUGAAAAGGCUGUUGAUUUAUUGUUGAAGGAGGGAAACCUUACGGAGGCAUUGGUUAUUGCUUUGAGUGGUCCGGAAUCUUUGCAGAAAAAAGUAUCAGAUUACUACUUCUCUGAGAAUGGAGACAAGAGUCCACUCUCGCGUUUGUUGUACAAUGUAUCGUCUGCGGAUGUGACCGACCUUGUUGAGAAUGGUGACCUCUCCAACUGGAGAGAGAUUGGUACUGCAAUCAAGACAUACUCAGCGAAUGAUGCAGUGUACAAAACACAGUUUACCAGAUUGGGUGACAGAAUGUUGCAAAACAAGGACCGUAACGAUGCGAUUUUGAACUAUGUUAAUGCUUCUGCUUUGAACAAGGUUGCUGAUGUUUGGAAUUUGGAACUCAAGGAAUUGGAAAAGAAGAUAUUAACCCAGAAGAACACAUCUUCUUAUGACGCUCACUUCGAGUCCCUUACCGAAUUUAUCGAAAAGUUCAGUGCAUAUAGAGCAACAUUGAACUUGGAUGCACCAGUGUCUGAAGGCUCAUCGUCUCUCUCAACUCUUUUGGAGUAUAUCGAUAUCAUUUCCACUAGUGGCCAGUUCGAAUUGGCCUCAAAGAUUCUCUCAUUGGUGUCGUCAGAUCUACCAGCUGUGAAGUUGGAGCAGGCUCGUAUCCAAAAGGCUACUUCUACGCCAACAAAGACAGCUGCUAGACAAACCACCGCUACGAGAGCAGGCAACCGUUAUGGAUCUAUUGCUCAGGGAUACUCUCUUUCCCAGGCCACUGGUAUGAAUAACACCAUUAGUGGUUCAUCUGGUAUCCCUCCAAAUGUUGCUACUUCUUCUGUUGGUCAAACUUCUCAACAAAGGGGACGUUCUGUUGUUAAUCCAUACGCCACAUCUGGUGCACCAGCUGCGCCAGUUGCAGCUGUCCCUCCACCUGCCCCAAUUGCUUCAGCAACUCCUUCCUAUGGCUUACAGCCUCCUGCACCAGGUCUAGCAUCUGCUGGUCACUCUCCAUACUCGACGGUAGUGAACCCGGCUCUACCAGUGAAUGCAGGUGUACCAUCAUAUGGUGCUCCAACUAAUCCAUACAUGCCAUCUGCAACUACACCUGUUCCAACACCUACACAAGCACCUCCACCGCCAAAGAACGCCAGAAAAGUCGAGACUGAUGGCUGGAAUGACUUGCCAGUCCAUUUCCACAAACAACACCCAGUUCGCCGUCCUGCCCCAGUCGCUGCUGCUUCUGCUGCUGUGCCUUCCGGCUCAAGCUCUAAUGGUACAAACUCACCAAUGAGCCGUACGACAUCUUACACCAAUGCCCAGGCUCUUCCGCCACCACCAAGAUCUAUGUCGAGACCUAAACCACCUGCAGAGCCAACACCAGUUCACUCAAAUCAUUUACACACCAGUCGUUAUGCGCCAGCUUCUCCAAAGCCAAACGUCCCUUCUUUGUCUAGUCCGCCUCAUUCGGCCGCUGUUUUAUCAGGUCCACCAAAGAAUCCAUACGCUCCUUCUGCUGCCCCUGUUGCUCCAGUGUCGAAUCCAUAUGCACCAACCAAUGGUGGUAUAAACCCACCUAAUCCAUAUGGUGCGCCUCAGGUUGGCGGUGUCUUCAACAAUGCUGCUUCUGCAAGUCAUCCUCCACACCACAACCAGUAUGGUGCUCCUCCGACAACCAAUGCGUAUGCACCACCAUCAACCUACGGAACUCCAGCUGUGGCAACUAGUCAUAAUGCCUACGGUGUGCCUCCAACUGCUGGUCCACCACCUAGGUCAUUUGGUGCUCCUCCAAAGUCCGGCCCUUCAGCGGCCAAAGAACCAGUUGCUGAACCAGCACCAGAACCUGUCAAGGAGAGAUAUCCUGUCGGUGAUCGUUCGCACAUUCCUCCGGAGCAGAAGAGAAUCUAUGAAACCUUGGAACGUGUUCUGCAAGACGUCAACGCAGCUGGGCUUCCAGAUAGAUUCAGUAAGCAGGUUGCAGACACUGAGAAACGUUUGAACAUCUUGUUUGAUCAUUUGAACAACCAGGAACUUCUCACUCCACCAACAAUUGAACUUUUGGGUCAAUUGUGUGAUAGACUUAAUGAAAAGGAUGCUAAGAGUGCCGCUGAUCUACACCUACAAAUUGUGACCCACCACCCAGAUGAAGGUGGUCAUUGGGCCGUUGGUGUCAAGAAACUUAUCUCUUUUUCAGAUGCUGCUUGGAACUAAGAACGAGGCGACAGAGGAAGAGAAGAAAAAAAGUUUGUUUUCUUAGUUGUGAAUUGAACCAUCAGUUUUACAUUUAUCAAUAAAUUUGUUGUGUUUUCUAAAUCGAUGAUGUUUACCUAAGUGCUGGAAUCAAUAUAUUAUUAUACAGUAUGUCACUUAUUAUUACACCAUUCUUAUCGAUAUUUCCCCGAAAAGUUCCUGUUGCUUAACUUUGAUUCUGUCAUUAGUUGACAGGACUAAGAGUUCAAAGAACACCCUUGUUGCCUCAUUCUUUGGCGUUGUAGAUAGAGGUUCAUGUGAUAGAGCAUCCUUCUCCAGAACGUCAGUAAAUGUUGUUUCCUUCUCAGACUUCAUCAGCUCAACAAGAUGAUUUUCAACCUUUGAUGUGGAUUCAGUAACACCGGAGUUGAAACCCGUGACAUUUUGCUCUUCUUCUGGCUGCUGGUCCAAGUGGUCACCAAGGUCCUCUUCUA
Williopsis jadinii is the source of this 4508-nucleotide messenger RNA. It is a transcript of the gene SEC31, whose product is annotated as Sec31p. The transcript is spliced from 2 exons. Bases 322 to 4035 code for a protein of 1237 amino acids. Gene Ontology annotation, biological process: endoplasmic reticulum to Golgi vesicle-mediated transport; endoplasmic reticulum organization; COPII-coated vesicle cargo loading. Gene Ontology annotation, molecular function: protein binding; structural molecule activity. Gene Ontology annotation, cellular component: COPII vesicle coat; endoplasmic reticulum exit site. Lineage: Eukaryota; Fungi; Ascomycota; Saccharomycetes; Phaffomycetales; Wickerhamomycetaceae. The record is from RefSeq and is a predicted model, not a curated record.